AUGCCUGACCCUACAUCACCUCUUCAGGAAUCUGACCUCAUCUUCUCCAACGCAGCUUCGGGUUGGCACGACAUACUCGGCGAGCUUAAGCGAUCGAAUUUGUCAAUAUCGAACCGUCUUCGCUCAAUAUACGACGAUGCGAAAUUCGUCAAGUCGGUCGCAGAGGCUCUGAAGCUGCCACUCAUCGCAAACGAGCGAUGCGGCAGCUGGUACAUUCCGCCCGUGCUGAAGGCCGGAAGUGCAUACUUUAAAUCUACUGACGGACAUCAUGGGCAAUGGGCAUUCAGUCUACGAAGGCUAAAUCUGCAGGUGCUUGAUAUUAUUGGAGCACAUGACGGCUGUAUUAUAGUCGAUUCCACGCGGCGUGGCAAAAGCAUGCCAGAUGCGCUCUCGAAGACUGUUCCAAUCUGGGUCACAGUGCUGAACCGCGUCUUGUUUCCAGAGCGAACGGACGCGCACGCCCUGCGGACACCACCAGAGGUUGUCUCGAACUCUGAGCAUGCGCAAAUCGAUGAACAGCUACCUGCCUUUGCCGCAGACCUCCGCAGCCUGACUCUUGACACUGCAAGCCUGAGGUCGAAGUUGUGCAACAAGCCGUUGCAAGUACAAUGGCUCACUCCCGCACAACGUCCAGAUGCUGAUGCAGGAUCAGCGAACAAGAACUAUCAUCAAAUCGUACUCUGCACUGCCUCCAGCAGCGCAAGCUCGGCAGACCCAUAUGUUGUGGCUUCUCCGGACUAUGUGCAAGGCGCCGCAGACGACAGCGAAAGCUGGGCGUUGGGUCUGGAUGCAGUAAGUUUUUGGGCGCACGCUGCGGAGUUGCUGAAGACUCCCGGGGAUGAUCUGCCAGUUGUGAUCGGAGACUUGGUAAGCGGGCAAGACAAGACUAUUCACAUCAUUAACCCGAAGCUGGUCAAGCCGACGCGCAAUAUCUUCAUUGCGAACAACGCCUCUGCGCGGCAACAUCACCACGCUUUCGAUCUGCUCAUAUCUUGUGCAGCUGCCGACAAAUUGAUUGCUGGUUCAAGCAACGGGAAGUACAUCCAGCUGGUUUGUCGGGCCGGUAAACUUGGCAGCCGAGAUCUUCGAGCGCAACUUUCUCGGUUGCAGUUCAUUUCAAUGCUUGCGAAGCCAGACAGCAAAAUCCUGAUCUCGUGUGAUACCGGCAAAGAUCUAGCAGUGGGUGUUGCCCUUGCCAUAAUCUGUCGGCUCUGCAACGAGCAUGGCGACUUCGAUCCAGGACAUGAAUUGGUGUCCAUUGGAAAGACCCUGAUCAAGCAUCGCCUUAGCUGGAUUAUGUUGUCCAUGCCUGAUGCAGCACCGAGUCGCGCGACCUUACAGAGCGUGAAUGCUUAUUUGAUGGGCUGA
Baudoinia panamericana UAMH 10762 is the source of this 1368-nucleotide messenger RNA. RefSeq lists its product as uncharacterized. Gene Ontology annotation, molecular function: tRNA adenosine(64)-2'-O-ribosylphosphate transferase activity. The record is from RefSeq and is a predicted model, not a curated record. Bases 1 to 1368 code for a protein of 455 amino acids. Gene Ontology annotation, biological process: charged-tRNA amino acid modification. The transcript has 2 exons. Gene Ontology annotation, cellular component: cytoplasm. Lineage: Eukaryota; Fungi; Ascomycota; Dothideomycetes; Mycosphaerellales; Teratosphaeriaceae.